Eurypyga helias (sunbittern) is the source of this 1353-nucleotide messenger RNA. It is a transcript of the gene MFSD1, whose product is annotated as major facilitator superfamily domain containing 1. Lineage: Eukaryota; Metazoa; Chordata; Aves; Eurypygiformes; Eurypygidae. The record is from RefSeq and is a predicted model, not a curated record. Bases 1 to 1353 code for a protein of 450 amino acids. Gene Ontology annotation, cellular component: lysosome. Gene Ontology annotation, molecular function: transmembrane transporter activity. Gene Ontology annotation, biological process: transmembrane transport. The transcript has 15 exons.
AUGAAGGUGAACACAGCUCAGUUCAUGGCACUCUAUGCCUGGUAUUCCUGGCCCAAUGUGGUUCUUUGCUUCUUUGGAGGUUUUCUGAUAGACAGAGUAUUUGGAAUACGGUUGGGCACUAUAAUAUUUAGUAUCUUUGUUUGUGUCGGGCAGGUGAUUUUUGCUUUGGGAGCACUACUCAAUACUUUCUGGCUGAUGGACGUGGGCAGAUUCAUAUUUGGCAUAGGCGGAGAGUCCUUGGCGGUGGCUCAAAACACCUAUGCUGUCAGUUGGUUUAAAGGCAAGGAGCUAAAUCUUGUGUUUGGAUUGCAGCUAAGCAUGGCCAGAAUUGGGAGCACAGUGAACAUGAAUAUCAUGGGAUGGAUAUAUUCUAGAGUUCAAGAUCUUCUGGGUUAUACUGGUCCCAGUACGCUCGGGUUAACUCUCAUGAUAGGUGGCAUAACGUGUCUCUUUUCGCUGGCCUGCGCGUUGAUCCUUGCCCAUCUGGACAAGAGAGCAGAGAAGCUCCUUUGUAAAGAGCAAGGGAAAACGGGUGAAGUCAUUAAGCUAACCGAUGUGAAGGACUUCUCUUUGUCCCUGUGGCUCAUAUUUGUCAUCUGUGUCUGUUACUAUGCAGCGGUUUUUCCUUUCAUUGGACUUGGAAAGGUUUUCUUCAUUGAGAAAUUCAAAUUCUCAUCUCAAGAAGCAAGUGCAAUUAACAGUAUUGUGUAUAUCAUAUCGGCACCCAUGUCCCCAGUCUUUGGACUUCUGGUGGAUAAACUUGGGAAGAAUAUCAUCUGGGUUUUAUGUGCUGUAAUAACUACCCUUGCUUCUCAUAUUAUGUUGGCUUUUACCUUCUGGAACCCCUGGAUAGCAAUGUGUAUGCUAGGAGUGGCCUACUCCUUGCUUGCCUGUGCCCUGUGGCCCAUGGUGGCCUUUGUUGUUCCAGAACACCAGCUGGGGACUGCUUACGGCUUUAUGCAGUCUAUCCAGAAUCUUGGUCUGGCAAUUAUCGCCAUAGCAGCUGGGAUGAUUCUGGACACGAGAGGAUACUUGUUUCUUGAAGUCUUCUUCAGCGCUUGUGUUUGCUUGUCACUAAUAGCUGUAGUCAUGCUGUAUUUUGUGAAUCACCUCACAGGUGGUGAUCUCAACUGGUCUGCAAAGAAAAGGGAAAAACUGCAAAAAGUAGCUGCAUCUGAAGCGGAAGGGCGGGAGAGACUCAGACGUCAACACGAAGAUGACUUGGCUAAAUUACGGCCAAAAGCCGAUGACUUUAGUUUAAGGAAUAAAUACCUCUCCAAACUAGGCGCUCAGCUACCAGGUAAUGACUCUUCCUGUUUAUCGACAGUGGUACACAGAGGCAUGUUGAAAUAG